AUGGAAAUCCUCCGCGAGCCGCCCAAGGCCUCAUCCUUCGUCCCUCUAAUAGAGCAUCAAUCUGCGACGCCCGCUUCUUUCUACUCCGGGCCCCCAGUCCUACAUUACUACAGCGACCGCAGCAAACUGAUCGUCCUGGAACAUGAAGCCCGCUCCGUGCCUGCAUUUGCGCCUUUGCUAGAACAUCCCACCAGCUCUCAAGAGCAACAACCUCAGCAGCAGCCUCAUGCUAACGGCACCGAGGCAGCCAAUGGAGGUUCGGACGAAGCAAGGGGGACGCACAGAGUCGUCGACAAUGUGGAUGUAUGGGUGACUUCAGACAAACUGUUCCUCUACUCCAACGACGCAAACGCCGGCCUCUCAAUCCCCUACCCCUCCAUCUCUCUCCACGCAAUCCAAUCUCUCCCACAACCCUCGCCGGGCGAACAACAAGGUCUAUACAUGCAGAUAAUUUCAUUUCCCUCAACAGAAGAGAGCGCCGCCGCCGCGCAAGACGAAGACGUCGAACCCGACUCUAUCUCUGUCACGGUGAUCCCGACCGCCUCUGCUCCGCCGCAAGUUGCCUCCGCCUCUGGAGACGGUCUCGAAGGGGAGGACCAGCCCGAACAGACGCCCGUGGUGGCCAUGUUCAACGCUCUUUCCGCUUGCUCCAAUCUGCAUCCUGACCCCGUCGAAGACGAAGAAGGCGAAGACGCCGGUGGGAGCCGUCUGUUUCGCGCGGGGCUGGCUUUCCCAGGCAGCACGGAUGGCGGCCUCCCACCCGCGAUGCCGGGCAGCGGAGGCUGGAUCACGGCGGAGAAUAUGGACGAGUUUUUCGAUGCAGAGGGGAACUGGAUUGGCGAUGAUGAACAAGAAGACCAAGAAGAGGAAAGCGGUGACGAACCAGGAGCAGCUGCGAGUGGCGAGCCUCCUUUGGGCCCGGGCGCUGGCACCGUCCGGCCAAGGCAAGAUACAGAGGAGCAAGGAAACGGGGAUGGCGCUGAUGGCGCAGGAGAAGCGGAGGAGACCAAGUGGCGGAGAACAUCCUAG
This is a messenger RNA of Fonsecaea multimorphosa CBS 102226, 1029 nucleotides long. RefSeq lists its product as uncharacterized. Gene Ontology annotation, cellular component: spliceosomal complex; cytosol. The record is from RefSeq and is a predicted model, not a curated record. The transcript is spliced from 2 exons. Bases 1 to 1029 code for a protein of 342 amino acids. Lineage: Eukaryota; Fungi; Ascomycota; Eurotiomycetes; Chaetothyriales; Herpotrichiellaceae. Gene Ontology annotation, biological process: mRNA cis splicing, via spliceosome.